Molecule: messenger RNA, 1794 nt
Organism: Salpingoeca rosetta
Lineage: Eukaryota; Choanoflagellata; Craspedida; Salpingoecidae
Product: arginine kinase
Exons: 3
Coding region: 73-1383 (436 amino acids)
Biological process (GO): phosphocreatine biosynthetic process
Molecular function (GO): creatine kinase activity
Source: RefSeq, a predicted model, not a curated record
CACGAACCAAGCAGCAGAGCCACACCACGAAGCCACAAGCGACAAGUGACAGAAGAGGAACAAGCAAGCAAGAUGGGAAACGCAUGCGCCAAGCAGAGUGGAGAGUCCACGACGGCCCACCAGGCCCCUAAGCAGGAGGACAAGGUGGAGCAACCCCUCAAGCAAGAGGAGCAAGCUUCUGCGGCGCCGGCGUCGGCGCCUGAGCCAGCCGAACCAACACCGGCGGAACCGGCAGCUGCCAAGGAGAAGGAGGACGCGACGGAGGGCGGCGCUGACCUGAGCAGCGACGAGGGUGUUGUGAGCACGGUUGAGAAGAUCCGCAAGGAGCAGCCGGAGAACCGCAUGGCCAAGCACUUUGAUGCCGGGUACUUCCAGGGUCUUGGGGAUGCCGAGAAGAAGGCGCUUGUGCAGUGCUGCCGCAGCGGUCUGGAGAACCCAGACUCCUCCAUGGGCUGCUACGCCAUGCAGCCCGCGGACUACGACCGGUUCAAGCCGUUCUUCAGCAAGGUGAUUGCGGACUACCACGGCGUUGCCGAGGAUGCCAAGCACGUGAACAGCUGGGACCUGUCUGGGGUUGAGGGCCUUCCUGAGGGCGGCAAGCUCGACCUUGCGGCACUUGGGCUGCCAGCCCUGAGCAUGCGCGUGCGCGUUGGACGCAACCUUGCUGACUUCCCACUGCCAGGCGCCAUGACGCAGGAGGACCGCGUCAGCCUCGAGAAGAAGAUGUGCGAGGCGUUUGAGAAGCUCAAGGCAAUGCCCGAGUACGGGGGCGGGUACAACUCGCUGACGCCCGGGCACCCGGACAAGAUCAGCGAUGAGGAGUACAAGCAGCUGGUGGCGGACCACAUCAUGUUCAAGGACAUGGCGGCAGACCCGUACCUGGCGAGCGCGGGCAUUGCGUCUGACUGGCCGUACGGGCGCGGGUGCUACGUGUCUGAGGACCGCGGGUUUGUGAUCUGGGUUGGCGAGGAGGACCACCUGCGCAUCAUGUGCAUGAAGAAGGGCACGGUGCUGAACGACGUGUUUGACCGGCUCAAGACGGCGCUUGAUGUUGUGAGCGGGAUUGAGGGCCUGUCGUUUGCCAUGUCGCCAGACUACGGCGUUGUGACGAGCUGCCCGACGAACCUGGGCACGGGGAUGCGCGCGAGCGUGCACAUUGGGCUUCCGAAGCUGACGGCUGACGGGACAGAUGCCAAGGCGAAGGAGGUGUGCAAGCCGCUUGGGCUGAGCGUGCGCGGGAUUGGCGGAGAGCACACGCCGAUUGGCGAGGGCGGUGUGUGCGACAUCUCGCCACGCGCGCGCUUCUGCAUCACGGAGGCGGAGAUCAUCUGCGCGCUGUACAAGGGCAUCAAGCUGCUCAAGGAGAAGGAGGACGAGGCUUAAGCACAGCUUUCGCCUCAACCAAAUCGUCGCGAUAACACCCUGCACUCUCUCACACGGUUCAUUUACGCCAACUCAUGCACGCUGCUUCUUCGUACCACCCGUUCAACCAACCAUCCCAAUACCCACUCAGUGCAUUUGCAGCGUUGCUGCGCUUAUUGUCUGCGCUCACUUGCUUCUUGCUCUGCUCCAUCUCAUUUAUUCCACACCACCAUCAGUGUUUUACUUCCUUACGUUUGUGCGUGCUUUGUGUGCGUAUGCGUGUGAGACUGUUUGUGCGUGUUUUCCUCUCGGUUUCACCCCUCCUCUCACCUUCUCCAUCCCCACCAACACUCAAGUACAACUGCCAUGCACACGCGCGCAUGCGUCUGGCGGGUUGGUUUACUGAAAUCACCAUACACACAUGGAACCAAA